CUCGCAUAAUCUGACGUCAGUGCACACUCGUUUUAAAAGAAAAAGGACAGGACAAAGGUUGACAGAACUUGGCCAGUGCAGCAUCGUGUAUUAGGUCAUAUUCCUGAGAUUUCGGACGUGUGCAGCAAGUCCUUUAACUUAAAGUAAUUGGGUAAAGUCGAGAAAACUUGACCCAAUUUUACCCAAUCCAGUAUCUGUAGGUCUCACGUUUUACUACGGACACAUCAUAGAUCACAUCAAGAUGAAGCAAGCGAAAAUACAGAAAGAAAGGGGGGCAGUCCUUGUGGAGAAAGCAACAGAACCUCCCACUAAAAAACUACGCUCUUCAUCUCCAGCUUUUACUGGUUCAGGACAUCUUUGGCCAGAUAUUUGUGUUAUAUGCAAGAAAAAGGAAAAGUGGAUAACAGUGAGAAAUAAUAGGGAAAGAGACAGGCUGAUGCAAGCAGAAACUGUAACUGCAGGCAACUUGACCAAGUCAGCAGAAUUAAAAAAUGAUGAGUCUGUCCUUGUGCACAUAAGGGGCAAAGAUUGCAUAGCGAUUAAAUUGAAAUAUCACAGGAAGUGCUUCAAUACCUAUACCAGACAUGCAGGAGACAAAAAGAUGCCAGCUAAACCCGUGAAAUAUCAAAAUAGCUACAAAGCAUUUUGUAACUUUGUUGUAAAAAAAAGACUGAUACGCAGGAUGGAGCUUCUGCAAAUGAGCCAACUGACCUCACUGUUCAAGGCUGAAAUUGAAAAACAUGCAGAUGGUGAUACAUCUGAUAUUAGGAAUGAUAAACUCAAGAGAUGGCUGAUGAGAGAUUUUCCACAGCUGAUUUUCCGUAAAAUUCAGGGAAAUAGAAGCGAGUCUGUGUUUGUGAAGGAACUACAGCCAACAGACCAUCUGAAGCACCAGAAAGGUAGUUCUGGUACAUCAGGGUCAAAAUCUAAGGGGGAAGCUAUAUCAACCCCACAGAGAAGAACAGCAGAAAGGAAUGGUGGAAAACUGGUCAGCUUAUUCCAAGCUGGUAUGAUACUCAAGUCUUGCUUGAAAGACACCCCAGAUAUGACGACACCAUGGCAUUCCUUCUCUUGUGAGUGUACCAAUGCAGCAGCCAAAGAAUUCAUUCCUAAUGAGCUAUAUAAUCUCCUUUCUUGGGCCAUUUCUGCUUCUGAAGAGCCAACAUUAGAUAAUCUCUCUUUGCCAGAAGAAGUUCACACCAGGCUGCUGUCAAUUUGUCAGGAUAUUGUACAUUUAGCAUCUAAAGGGAGGAAAAGUACCCCAAAGUCACUUGUUCAAAAAGACACUUGACUGGGUCUUCCCAACUGCUCAAAUUAUUGAAUAAGUUUGGUCAUGCAGUAUCAUAUACUUUAACCACUGUAGGCCUAGAGACCAGUAUUGCCUGACCCUACGUGCUAUAUCCUCCAAUGAUAUGACAGCAGGUUUCGUCAGAGGAUUUAUGGGACAAUAUUGACUUUAAGGAACUCUCACUGGGGCCGAAAUUUCCCAUAAUUCUAUGGCAUGAUGGUUCAAAGAGAAGUUAAAUGUGUCACUUCCAAGCCAAGGGAGACGGUCAUUGAUGAAAAGAAAGCCUUUGCGAUUACAAGAGACAAUCCUGAAUUUAACUAACAGAAAUCGACAUCACCAUGUAUGAUGAUUAGAAUAAGAUAUUUUGCUGAGACUACAGUGAGAUUAAAAUAUGAAUGGAACUCCCAGUACUUGUAAUAUAUUCACUUUUCCAUAUAUGUACAACUAAGAUAAACUUCCAAGUACAUGUUUGUCCUAAUUGAAUUAAUGCAGAUAUUAAUCUGGAAUGAAUUAAGCAUAAAAAUAUUAGAGGAAAGUUUCAUUAUACAGAGAAUAAUGCCCCAUUGUUUUGGUCCCUUUACCAUAUUUUUAUUUUAUGAUAAAAAUCUUUUAUUAAAUUAUUUAUAAGCAUAUGCUCACAAGUGGAUCAUUUUAAAUAGAUCGUUCACUGUCAUCCCAUCGGUGCAAAUGUAUUUAACACUGGCUUUAUAGUUCUUUUAAAUGACAAAGUAGCAAUGAGAGAAAUAUGAUUAAAAAGGUAAGGUGUCCCCCAUUCUGGAAAAAAAAUGACCAAUAUAUCAAAGCAAAAAUAAAAUGGGAUUUUGAAUAUAUGCGACAGUAGUGUUAACGUGUUGGUUGAAUUCCCCACCAUCAAAAUAUAAAUGCAUGAAAGUUGCAAAACCAUGGGAUACUUAGCACUUUUGUUUUGGGUUUAAACUAGGUCAGGUCAUAACUCUGACACAAAGUGAGAUAUCAAUCUAAAAAUUUCAUUUUUUUAAAGCCUCCAUAAUAUCUAUAAAAUAUGUGAAAAUCAGUAAUUUU
Messenger RNA from Lingula anatina, 2329 nucleotides. RefSeq lists its product as uncharacterized. The record is from RefSeq and is a predicted model, not a curated record. Lineage: Eukaryota; Metazoa; Brachiopoda; Lingulata; Lingulida; Lingulidae.